Messenger RNA from Protopolystoma xenopodis, 364 nucleotides. The record is from the annotation of a GenBank genome assembly. NCBI's taxonomy places the organism in Eukaryota, Metazoa, Platyhelminthes, Monogenea, Polystomatidea, Polystomatidae.
CCAACAGGUUGUCUCUUGGGAAUUUUCCGACCUCUGCCCCGGCCGAAUUGCCGCUUACGAUGCGAAUCGUCUCCUCGUUUUAGAUGCGAUAACUGGAUCACUGGCUUAUAUUGCUUGGUCACCAGGGGAAGCGACUCCAAGUCUCUACAGAAUCACGAAACCGUCCGAACACUUGAGAAUCGAGCUAAUCUGUACCACAUUCCGACGUCGGCCUGGCAUUGAGCAGCUUGAUCAGAAUGACUUGGGCCAAUUGGCCUACUUCACAGCGAACGUAUUAUUUUCUAUUGUUCGCUUUUUUGCUGUCAUCAGUCGGGCUGCUUCCUUCAGAACUGCUUCUGCUGUUACUAUCAAUUCUCCCUUGUAA